GUGCGGGAAAGUGACACUUUCAAAACUAAAAUGCGUGCGGGAAAGUGGGUUAAAACGCACGGUCGUAGAAAAAAUAUUUUUUUCGUGUACCAAAUAAUAUAACAACAAGGAAAAAGUGGUGCAAAGUAAUGAAGCGUGAUUCAAUUGGCCCUAAAAGCACUAAAUAUGUGUGUGAAGAUCAUUUUGAUGUUGAAAAUGAUACUGAAAAUUUAGUUAAACAUCGACUAGUUGGGGAAACAAUGAAGUUAAAAGCCAACAUAUGUCCUCAUAAAUUUGACUGUCAAAAGGUGGUGAAACCUCAAAAAGAACGAGUAGCGUAUGAAAAAAGACGUCGAAUUGAAUUUUAUGAAAAUCUAUUAACAAAAGAAGUACCGUCGACUUCAAGUCAAUCAUCUUCGUUUCAAUCUUUUGAAAUGAUUGUGUGUGAUGAAAUGGAGUUAGAUGAAAUAGAGGAUCCGCUACCAGAGAGCAUUAUUUUUACAGAAUCAGAUAAUCAUCCCAAUAAAAAAAAGAAACAAAAGAGUUCAAGUAAAUAUGAAAACGUCACAGAAAAAUCAAGCAGUGCAAACAAUUACAAGAAGGAACAGUGUGAAAAAUAGAGGAAAUAAAUACUUCCAAAUUGUUUAUGAAUCUCCUCAGCACUCUCCAUCGAGAAUA
Molecule: messenger RNA, 657 nt
Organism: Diorhabda carinulata
Lineage: Eukaryota; Metazoa; Arthropoda; Insecta; Coleoptera; Chrysomelidae
Exons: 2
Coding region: 129-599 (156 amino acids)
Source: RefSeq, a predicted model, not a curated record